This is a messenger RNA of Bufo bufo (common toad), 6475 nucleotides long. It is a transcript of the gene ZC3H7B, whose product is annotated as zinc finger CCCH-type containing 7B. The record is from RefSeq and is a predicted model, not a curated record. The coding region runs from base 510 to 5147 and encodes 1545 amino acids. NCBI's taxonomy places the organism in Eukaryota, Metazoa, Chordata, Amphibia, Anura, Bufonidae. Gene Ontology annotation, biological process: miRNA processing. The transcript has 24 exons. Gene Ontology annotation, molecular function: miRNA binding; protein binding; metal ion binding.
GUGCAGACAGGAUUAGUUGAUUGAAGAGCAAUCUCAGUGCUGGAUCGUUCCUGCUGAAGACAGCCACUGUUCCCCACCAUACCUUCACGUGAUCAUCUGUUGCUGUCUCCUCCAAUCAAGUUUCUCCAGUGGUGUCUUCUGCCAUUACCAUCCCCAUCUGAAUCCAGGGGAGUAAUCAAAUUAAUUAAACUGUAAUACUUGCGCAUGUAAAUAGUGGGUUCAAAACACCAUGUCUCCCUAUUUGCAUCCGCAAAUAUGAAUUAGUCAGAGCUGAUGCUGCGUUUGUGGAGGCAGUGCCCGGGGCCGAGACUCACUUCUAAUUGCUGUUCGUUUUUGGAAGUGUCCGGGGCUGAGACUCCUUUCUGCUAAUUGUUUUUUGUGGGUAACUAAUGGGACUCUAACACUCUGGGACCUGUAUGUGUCCAGCCUGCCCUCACUGCACCAGGCAGCUGUGUCCUGGACUUACCUGGAGUCCCUCCUUGCGCUUCUUUUUCUGUCAGUGACUAACAAUGACUUCUAAGAAAGGAGCAAAGAAAAAACGCCCCCCUGCAGCCGAGCCCGAUGAGGACUCUACCGAGCAGGUAGUAUUUGGGCUGAUGAGUGAACUGCUCAGCAGAGGAAUAGAAAAGGGGGCAUACCGGUGGUGCUUACGGAAGAAUGCAGAUCCAAAGAGAACGGUCAUUGUGGCGUUUGUGCCAGCAGACAUGCCCAAUGGGGUGAUAUGCGCUGUUAUGGCAAGAGCCUUGAAUCGGGGACUGGUGAGAAUUGUGGACUCUACAAAAUCCGAUACAAUGUAUUACCAGACGCUGCUCAUCGAGGCAGAAGGGCUAAUCGGGGCAAAUUCCUGCCCAACGCUCAUUAGCUGCGAGGACUGCCCAUUGAGGUACUGGAUCAUGGUGUCGCCUGUCGAAGAUGAUGACAUGGAGUUUACAGAUUCUUUGGGAGAGUUCUAUCCAAAUGAUUCUCCCACUACAAAAAGUUCUCCGACUGCUUCUAAGGACAUUCCUUCCUCUGCCAAGGGAACGCCUGCUACCAAGGACCCUCCCUCUGCUAUGAGCAUGCCUGCCGCCAAGGACCCUCCCUCUGCCAAGGGCACGCCGGCCGCCGAGGACCCUCCCUCUGCCAAGGGCACGCCGGCCACCGAGGACCCUCCCUCUGCCAAGGGCACGCCGGCCGCCAAGGACCCUCCCUCUGCCAAGGGCACGCCGGCCACCAAGGACCCUCCCUCUGCCAAGGGCACUCCGGCCGCCAAGGACCCUCCCUCUGCCAAGGGCACGCCGGCCGCCAAGGACCCUCCCUCUGCCAAGGACCCUCCCUCUGCCAAGGGCACGCCGGCCGCCAAGGACCCUCCCUCUGCCAAGGGCACGCCGGCCGCCAAGGACCCUCCCUCUGCCAAGGGCACGCCGGCCGCCAAGGACCCUCCCUCUGCCAAGGGCACGCCGGCCGCCAAGGACCCUCCCUCUGCCAAGGGCACGCCGGCCGCCAAGAACCCUCCCUCUGCCAAAGGCACGCCUGCCUCCAAGGACCCUCCCUCUGCCAAAGGUACGCCUGCCGCCAAGGACCCUCCCUCUGCCAAGAGCACGCCUGCCCCCAAGAACCCUCCCUCUGCCAAAGGCACUCCCGCUGCCAAGGACCCUCCCUCUUCCAAGGGCACCCCUGCUGCCAAGGGCAUGCCUGCUGCCAAGGACCCUCCCUCUGCCAGGGUCAUGCCUGCUGCCAAGGAUCCUGCAAGCAAGGACCCUCCCUCUGCCAAGAACACGUCUGCCACCAAGAACCCUCCCUCUGCCAAGGGCACACAUGCCACUAAGAACUUUACUUCCUCAAAGUGCACACCUGCAGCUAAAGACUCUCCCUAUGCAAGGAAGAAUGAUCCUCCUCCUAAGGUACCGCCAAUCGAUAAUGGCAAUCUCCUUGAAAUGGGGCUUGGGACUGCUAAAGGCGGUCUCCCUGAAAGAACGAUCGUGUCUGCAAAAGACUCUGUUCUACAAAAGAUGAACUCACUGGCAAAGGACUCUCCUCCUGCUAAACAACCUUCUCCUACGAAGGGUAUUCCAACUGCUAAGGAACCUUCUCCUACAAGGGGUCUUCCAGCCGCGAAAGAUCCUUCUUCUACAAAAGACCUACUUGUGAAAAUAAAAAAUCCAGAAUUGAAAACUCAUCAGAGGUCAAUGAUUGGAGAGGGUCUACAGACACAGUCUGAAAACAGAGAAAGCUUUGGAAGAGUUUUAAUAAAUCCAAAUCCAACUAGGAGGCCUGAGUUCCCCGUUAUGAACUUUCCUGAGAUGGUGAUAACAGCAGGAUCUGAUGUGUGGGGAGGAUUUUCUAUGGAGAGACAAAUACGGAGAGAAGAUAUUGAAAAGGGUUUGCAGUUUAUUCAAUCUACCAUACCAUUCCAUGGAACUGAAGAUGAUUACAAGUGUUUCCUCCAAAAGCUGGUUGAGGACUUGUUUACAGAGGGCAAUGACCUGUACCGGGAAGGUGAAGUAAAACUGGCUCUGGGGCAGUAUACCGAAGGACUGACUGUGGUUGAGUAUGCUGCAUCUGAUGAACUUGUCCUUUCCCAAGAGCUGCUGUGUAGACUCUUUGUGAACCGAUCCUGUUGCUAUUUUACCAUGGGUAUCUUUGAGAAGUCACUGGAAGACAGUGAGAAAGCUUUGAGUCUAGACCGGGAGAACAUGAGAGCUUUGUUCCGUAAAGCCAAAGCUUUGGACCAGCUUGGCAAGCACCAAGAAGCCUACGGUUGUAUCAGCCACAGGAUAUUGGCGCUAGUACAGGAUGAAAGUGUGACAGAACUGGCCCAGAAGCUUGUGAAAAAACUGGGUCUAAAGCAACGCAGAGCCUACAAAAGACCACAGGAGCUUGAGAAUUUUGGCCUGAUUACUAAUGGAGUCCCCGCAUCUGCAGGCUGUAAGACUUCCAAUGUCAUGGGAUCGGUAGAUGACAUUUAUACCGAUGUACCGAAUUCAAAAGCAUUCCCAUCUAGUCUGGGCAUCAACUAUCAAAAUGAUAACCUGGCAACUGCUGCAUGUCCGCCUUCAGUGACUACUGCAACCAACAAUGUGAAUGAGUUUAAUGACUGUGAUGUUAUUGGGGAUGAGCUGGACUCUUUCCUGGAACUGGAGAUGGCCUCCAAACAGGUUCCCCGGCUAAUACCAGUAUUUCCCACUGGAAACCCACCGCUUUCUAGCUUGGGUACAACAGGCCUACCUGCACCCUCCCCUCUACCUCCAGCUUCUUUUGGUUUGCUAGAUUCUCGAAAGCCUCCAGUAGUACCUUUAAAGCCUACAUUUAUCCCUUGUUUGGAUGCACUGGACAGCUUUGAGCCUAUGCAGGAGACGCUGGACAGUCUGGACACCUUUGUUAAGGAUAGCAAGUGUGCAGAGCCGAUAUUACUGAAGGGAAACCAGAAGCAAAAGCCUACAGCGAACAAUGUAAACCAUUCUUUUGUACAUAAGAUGGAUCCUGUACAGACCAGCCUUGCAGCAUUGCCACUCCUCUUGCCAAACCCCUUGGCACAAACCUAUGACUUCAAACAAGGCUGCCAACUCUGCUAUGCAAGGACAGGUCCCAAGGCUCUGGACUUCACCUACAGAGAGAAAUUAGAGCACAAAUGUAAAAAAGACAUUUUAUUAGCACGAAUGAAGAACUCUGAAAACAAAGCAUGGCUAAAGAUUCGGCCGCGGCCUAUGAAAGUCAAUUUUUCUGGUCCUUACAUGCUGUGCAAAGACAUCCAGAGUCGACAGGAUUGCAAAUACGGCGAUAACUGCACGUUUGCGUAUUAUCAGGAGGAGAUUGAUGUGUGGAAUGAGGAGCGAAAGGGAGCCCUGCAUCGAGAUCAGCUUUUCCAGCUGCCAGGAUUGAUAAAGUCAGGAAAUGUUUCCCGAUUAUUGCAUGAGCAAAAGGGUAUCUUCACCUUUUUAUGCCAGGCUUGUUUUGACAGCAAACCGCAGAUCAUCAGCAAAAUAAAUCCAGAGAACCUUGAUGUCUGCACAAACCCAAGUCAUCAGCACGGCUUCGCUGACCACAAGUGUCUUGUCCAUGUGCUAAACUCCAGCACAGUCAGAUAUUGCAAAAUUCGGCCAAAUCAUUCUCGCUUCCAGAUGGAUAUAUGCCGUCAUGAGGCCCGUUAUGGCUGUCAUCAGGAAGACGCUUGCAAUUUUGCACAUAGCCAUGUUGAGUUGUGUGUUUGGAUGCUGCAAAGACAAUCAGGUGUUACGCAGGAAGAAAUAGUAUUGGAGUCUGAGUGCAUGUGGAAAGUAGCUGAACCAAAAUCCAAGCAACCUACCCUCAAACCACUGGAUAUGAAAAUGAAAUUUGUCUGCGGGCAGUGCUUGCGCAAUGGUCGAGAGAUUGAGGCUGACCGUGAUGAAAAGUAUUGCACUGCCAAAGCAAGACAUAGCUGGACAAAAGAUAAGCGAGUGUUGUUGGUGAUGUCAAAGACCAAAAAAAAAUGGGUCCCCAUCAGGCCCCUUCCAUCGAUUCGCUCUUUUCCUCAGCAGUAUGAGAUCUGUGUCCAUGUGCAAAAUGGCAAGAAAUGUCAGUAUAUUGGGAAUUGCACCUUUGCGCACAAUACUGAGGAAAAAGACAUCUGGACAUUUAUGAAGGAGAACAAAGUUCUGGAUCUACAGCUGCUGUUUGAUUUAUGUAAUAAGAACGCCCUGGCAGAGAAACCUGGAAAGACAGCAACCGCAUCUGGAGUCCAAAAAGAAGCUGAGAAACAGAUUGUCAUGCCAACAGAUUAUGCAGAUCUUAUGGCUGGUUUCCACUGCUAUCUCUGUGGCAAGAACAGCAACAGCGAGAGGCAAUGGCAGAAACACAUCCAGUCUGAGAAGCAUAAGGAUCGUGUGUUCACCUUGGAAAGUGAAGAUAGUUCUUGGAAAUACCGCUUUCCAGCUGGGGAAUUCAAGCUCUGUGAAAGGUAUGAGGAGACACAGAGUUGCCCGCAUGAAAACAACUGCCCUUUUGCUCAUGGAACAGAAGAACUGGCAGAAUGGCAUGAACGCAGAAAAUUGCUACAGUACAAAGUUUCCAAAGCCCGUAAAGACAUGUUACUGGAGCCCAGCGACUCUGACUUUGGCAAAUACUCCUUCAUUAUGCAAGAUCUGGCAGAAGGAUCUGAGGAGAAAGGGACUGCAGAAUUACAGUAAAACCGAAAAGUAUUCAUAUCACCUGUAUAAGACAUGGGAUGUGGGAUUAAAUUGUAACGCUGGAUUACUACCAUCACACAAUGUAUCUGUAACUCUAGGCCAUCACUUCUUCCCAGUUCAUAUUUUGAGAAGUAAGUUUCCCCAAAGAAUUUAGUGCAAUCAAAGAGUCUGCAGGACUGAAACAUUCUAUUUUAUGUAUUAAUAAUUAUGAUAUUUCCAACAAUGUUUGGUGCGGCAUCGCCAGAUAUUCCAGAUUUUGUUUCUAUGAAUGAGAAAUUGUGUAACUUCUACUCAAUGUAUUAUAUUUAGUUAUCACUUGGUAGCGGAACAGCUCAGUAAUUUUAAAGAGGUUUUUGGGGCUUUUAACAAUGACCUAUCCGUAGGAUGGGUCAUUGAUAUCAGAUCGGCUCGGGUCCGAAACCCGGCACCCCUGCCAAUCCGCUGUAUGAGAAUACUGCCAUCUCGUGUCUCUUUUUCUGCUUGCUGACUUAGAAGCAGUGAGCAGGAAGAGAGACGGGAGACGACACUUGCCUUCUCUUCAUACUGCUGAUCGUGGGGGGUGCCAGGCGUUGGACCCCUGCUUAUCUGAUAUAUAUGACUUAUCCUGAGGAUAGGUCAUCAAUAUUAAAAGCCUGGAAAACCCCUUUAAUACUGUGUUAACUAUAUGGCUGUCAAAAUAAAAGACCGUAAUUCUAUUUAAAGGGCUUCUCCAAGAAUGUUUUAAAAUGGCAGCAUGCAACCUUUCGUAGUAUGUGAGUGGGACUGAUUGCCACCAAUUGCUGAUGUGCUCAGGGGGUGAGGGAGUGGAGCCUCAUUACACACUACACUGCUCUACAAUAGAUGGUAAUGAUGCGAUUCUGCUUAUGAUGGGCCAUAAUGGCUGAGCAGCCUAAGGCCUCAUUCACAUCUCCAUCAAGGAGAUCCAUCCUCCUGAUCCAGCACAAAUGCCGUCUGUCGGCCGGACAAACAAACUGUUGCAUGUCCGACCAGAACCUGGCAUUUAUGCCAGAAAGCAGCCAGAUCUCAUUACAGUAUAUUGAACUAGAGAAUCCUGCACAGCCAGAUCCGGCAAAACCCGUCAGGCUGUUCUCUGCUGGAUGGAGAUAUGAACAAGACCUAACAGGAAUGUUCACCAGUGUGUAGUAUAUACAAGUGGUAGUGAGGCCUCACCCCCCUAGGCAGCUCUGCAAAGAAGGCAACCAGCCCUGCUCACAUUCUAAGACAGGUUGCUUGAGGCCAUUUUUAAUUGAAAUAUUUAAGUGGACAAGAUACUAUAACAUAUAAUUUAGUUCACAAUUGCGCUACUAAAUUUCUCCAUUUUUAAAUCC